AUCAGAGAAAACCAGUUGCCUUUGCCUGCUUUCUCACAGCAGGUACUGGGUACGGUGAACAGUGCUGCAGGUAUCCUCACAGACAAAAUCAGGGCAGCACAGAAACUCCUUUUGGGUGAAGAUUGGAGAAAACAGGCAUUAGUCUCUUACCAUGGGGGAUUGGAAUUUGUUGGGUGGCAUCCUAGAGGAAGUUCACUCCCACUCAACCAUAGUGGGGAAAAUCUGGCUGACCAUCCUCUUCAUUUUCCGAAUGCUGAUUCUUGGUGUGGCUGCUGAAGAUGUCUGGGAUGAUGAACAGUCAGCAUUUGCUUGUAAUACCCAGCAGCCAGGUUGCAAUACUGUCUGCUAUGAUGAUGCUUUCCCUAUCUCUUUGAUCAGGUUCUGGGUUUUACAGAUCAUCUUCGUGUCUUCUCCCUCUCUGGUGUAUAUGGGUCAUGCACUUUAUAGACUCAGAGCCUUUGAAAAAGAGAGACAGAGGAAAAAGUCACAGCUUACAGCCCAAAUGGAGAAUCCAGAGCUUGAAUUGGAGGAGCAACAGAGGAUAGAUAGAGAACUAAGGAAGUUAGAGGAGCAGAAGAGGAUCCAAAAAGUCCCUCUAAAAGGAUGUCUGCUGCGAACUUAUGUCUUACACAUCUUGACCAGAUCUGUGCUGGAAGUAGGGUUCAUGAUAGGCCAAUAUAUUCUCUAUGGGUUUCAAGUGCAACCCCUUUACAAAUGCACUCAACCUCCUUGCCCCAACGCAGUGGAUUGCUUUGUAUCCAGGCCCACAGAGAAGACCAUUUUCAUGCUCUUUAUGUACAGCAUUGCAUCCAUCUCUUUGUUCCUCAACGUACUGGAAAUACUUCAUCUGGGGAUCAGGAAAAUCAUGAGGGCACUUUAUGAUAAAUCCAGCAGUGGGGACAUUGAGGAUGAAAGAGGACAUCCAUUCCAUUUGAAAAAAUAUUCAGUGGCCAAGAAGUGUAUGAUUUGCUCUCCCUUCCCUGAAAGAAUCUCUCUACUUCAAGCCAACAAUCAACAGCAAGUCAUCCGAGUCAAUGUACCAAAGUCUAAAACCACGUGGCAAGUUGAGACCAGCCAAGUUGAAGUAGACCCUUGCUGUAGUAAGAAAGACUGGGCUGAGAAGGAUCAGCACAGCGGACAGCUCCAUGUCCACAGCCCAUGUCCCUGGGGAAAUGGUGCUAGAAUUCAGCACCAGGGACAGCAACCAGACCGGUCUUCCUUUGGCCUGCAGAAUGCAAUGCCCCAGUCCUGGCUAGGUACAACAGUGGCUCCUAGACAUUGUCAAUCACAUACAACAGGACCGUGGGAGCAGCCCCAGAACCGGCAACUCUCAGGGGAGCCUCUCACAGAUUUGCACAGUCACUGCAGACACGGCAAUGGCAGCAUAAGAGAGGGCAAGGUCUGGACAGACAGAUCUUGCCGGGGCAGUCGCAAGGCCAGCUUUCUGUCCAGGUCGCUGUCUGAAAAGGGGCAGCUGUACAGUGACUCAGGAAGCUCCAGUUCUCGAAAUAGCUCUUGUUUGGGCUUUCCACAUCGGGAAAACAGUCCCUCGCUUCUGCCUCCAGCCACUGGGCGCAGAACAUCAAUGAAUAUGCUUCUAGAACUUUCAUCUAUUAUGAAAAAAUAAUGCAUGUAUGGAGUCAGAAUAUUGGACCCAGGAGCAGCGGGCAUCUGUGAGAAAAGUUGUGUGUUUGUCAGCCCAAACUACAGGAGGAAAUGCAGGCACCAUCCCCUCCAGAGCCACCGGCCAGGCGAUGGCUGUGUACUGGGGGAUCCCAGCUGGGCUCUCUGACCACUGGGGACAGCCUCUCACUGCCCGGCUUGGCCACACUGCCUGAGGCCAGCCUGACACCAGGGAAGCAGUCCACACCAUCAGAGAAAUUCUUGGGGGCAAGAACUGCUGCCCAAGGGGAGUGGGGGAAGAGUGGGAUGUGCUGCCUUCUCUGCCAGCAGCCCGCUCUGCAGCAGCAGCAGACCUUGAACAUGGAUACAGAGCAUGCCAGGAGUUCUGCCAGCAACGUGGGCUCAACAUGCUUCUUGUCUGUACAGGGGAGGUUGGUGAGGAGCUUUUUAUUUUCUUCCUCUCAUCAGCUCAUUUAUUUCUUGGGGAUGAAGCAGCUGGAUGUUCUUAAGAUGCCUCUCUGUAAAAUAUUGAUUACAACAUUGGCCAACACUCCCAUCGCAUGACUUUAUCCUUCUGCUGUGAUCCAGCGACAUCAGUGGUGAUGCCAUGACUGUGGGCCAACAGGUGCCGGUGGGAUUGCAUUUUGGACUUCCAGGGGAGGGACUCAAACUGGCACUGCUUCCUCACCUUCAGCGCCCUCCCAGUUGUCCUGAGCCAUCCAGGGGAGGUGCACCAAAAAGUACUUAACACUUCUUCUAGAGCACAGAGGCAGGGGGGCUGUGUGAUGUGCACUAACUAUACAAUCUGUAUGGCUGGUUGGCUGGUUGUUACUGUCCAAGUUCUGAGAGUCAUAAAGGUGGGUUCAGUUCCCAUGGGAGAAGCCAGGUAGCUCCUGCAUCCUCCAUCCCAUGGCCAGAUUCCCCUAUCCCUGGCCACACACCUUGUUUAAUAAACACUUCAAGUUAUUAGGAGAGUCAGUUCAGUCCAAAGACACAAAGCUCUGUGUCAUCUAUAUCCUGUUUUAUCCUUUUACCUUUAUCCUGAGAUAAAAUCCAAAUUCCUUAGGCUGGCACGUAAAGCCUUCACAGGCUGGUCCCUGCCUCAUGUUUGUUCCCUACCUGUCCCCUAGCCUGUCCCCUAACACAGCUGCUUACUGAGUAAAGCAGAUUGCCCUCCCAAUGUGGAUGACCAUCCUCCAAUCUGUUGGGGGCCUGCACAGAAUAAAGAUAGAGGAAGGAUGAA
This is a messenger RNA of Camelus dromedarius (Arabian camel), 2866 nucleotides long. RefSeq names its product gap junction protein alpha 10 (gene GJA10). NCBI's taxonomy places the organism in Eukaryota, Metazoa, Chordata, Mammalia, Artiodactyla, Camelidae. Gene Ontology annotation, cellular component: connexin complex. Bases 152 to 1627 code for a protein of 491 amino acids. Gene Ontology annotation, biological process: cell-cell signaling. The record is from RefSeq and is a predicted model, not a curated record. Gene Ontology annotation, molecular function: gap junction channel activity. The transcript is spliced from 3 exons.